GUUUUAUAUGGCGGUCAAGUAUCGCGCUCUUUUCAGCCAUAACCUGAAAGUUAUUCAAUAUAAAUAGCAUAAAAACACGAAAGCCGUACAAGUACAAAGUUUGAAACAAUGGUUCUGUGUAACGUUGAAUGUUUAGAAAGGAUUUCUAACUAUUUAGAUGUUUCACCGUUGCAAUUGGAGGUGCAUGAAAAUGCGAUUGUUACCACGGACAGAAAGUCGAAUCAAAAAAUCGAAGGAUUUAAUAGUAUAGUUCAAUCUUUAAUUGAGAAUUCUAAAUGUUCUGAUAUACUGGGCACUGAUAAUGAAACGAAAGCUUUGUCGCGUCAGUGGUUAGAGUAUGCAGUUGUCUGCGUCAAUUAUGCUGAUACUCCUGCCAAUGUGAAAAUAGUUUUGCAGGAAUUAAAUGUUGCACUAAGGAACAAUACAUAUUUAACCGGUACAAGGAAAACCAUUGCUGAUGUUACCCUAUAUUAUGCAUUAUAUUCAAUAAUGCGAGAAUUAACCCACCAAGAAAAAGCUCAAUAUGUUCAUGUGUCAAGGUGGUUUGAUAACAUGCAACAAGAAGAAAAAUUACGACAACAGUUAGAUUUGAUUUCGUUCGAUCUGUUACAUUUAUUUUUAUAAAUAAAAUGAAAAAAACGGUAAAGGUAUAUCGAUUAUUACGUAUUAUUGUUAGUAUAACUUAAAAGUAUAUAAAAAUGUCUGUUUAUGAAGGGAAAAAUAAUAAAAUGAGAGAGAGAGAGAGAGAAGUGGAAAA
Molecule: messenger RNA, 757 nt
Organism: Osmia bicornis bicornis
Lineage: Eukaryota; Metazoa; Arthropoda; Insecta; Hymenoptera; Megachilidae
Gene: AIMP3
Product: eukaryotic translation elongation factor 1 epsilon-1
Exons: 4
Coding region: 109-624 (171 amino acids)
Biological process (GO): positive regulation of DNA damage response, signal transduction by p53 class mediator
Cellular component (GO): nucleus; aminoacyl-tRNA synthetase multienzyme complex; cytoplasm
Source: RefSeq, a predicted model, not a curated record